Molecule: messenger RNA, 1055 nt
Organism: Budorcas taxicolor (takin)
Lineage: Eukaryota; Metazoa; Chordata; Mammalia; Artiodactyla; Bovidae
Gene: C1QC
Product: complement C1q C chain
Exons: 3
Coding region: 101-829 (242 amino acids)
Molecular function (GO): protein binding
Source: RefSeq, a predicted model, not a curated record
CACGGCGUCCUCCAGCCUUGGAGAGGGGAAGCCAGUCCGAGGACCUCUCCGUGACCAGACCGGACACCUCCCACCUGUCCAGCUCCUUCCCCAGGUGGACAUGGGGCCCGGCGCCUGGCCCCUCCUGGUAUUAAACCUGCUGCUGCUGCUGGCACGGCCACUCGGGGGCCAGACGGGCACACACUGCUAUGGGAUCCCCGGGAUGCCGGGCCUGCCCGGGGCCCCCGGGAAGGAUGGGUAUGACGGACUGCCAGGGCCCAAGGGUGAACCAGGAAUCCCAGCUACCCCUGGGACCCGAGGACCCAAGGGCCAGAAGGGAGACCCCGGCACACCUGGCUAUCCUGGGAAAAACGGUCCCAUGGGGACCCCAGGGAUUCCGGGGGCUCCCGGCACCGUGGGCCCCCCCGGGGAGCCGGGUGUGGAGGGCAGGUACAAGCAGAAGCACCAGUCGGUGUUCUCGGUCACACGGCAGACUGGCCAGUUCCCGGAGGCCAACGGCCUGGUCAAGUUCAACGAGGUCAUCACCAACCCGCAGGGGCACUUUGACAAGGACACGGGCAAAUUCACCUGCCAAGUCCCGGGCUUCUACUACUUCGUCUUCCACACGUCGCACACGUCAAACCUGUGCGUGCUGCUCUACCGCAGCGGCUUCAAGGUGGCCACCUUCUGCGACCACAUGACCAGCAGCAAGCAGGUCAGCUCGGGCGGCGUGCUGCUGCGGCUGCAGGAAGGCCAGCAGGUGUGGCUGGCGGUCAACGACUACAACGGCAUGGUGGGCACAGAAGGCUCUGACAGCGUCUUCUCCGGCUUCCUGCUCUUCCCUGACUAGGGUGGGCACGUCUGCGCUGGGCCCCCGGGGGCCGCCCCGUCUCCCGCAGCUUCCCCGCUGUGCAGCAUCGAUGCUCAGGCCCCUCUUGCCACCGAUGGACGCCGCCUCCUCCAGGAAGCCCACCCUACCCUCCUGCCCUGAGUUCUCUCCCUCCUCCUCUGGUUAGUGCUCUCCAAGUCUGGGAAGAGGCAGGAGGCACAUAAAUAAAUAACUAAAUCAACAGCUA